GUUUCGAAGGCGGACAACAGUGCAAUUGUGAGAUUAGGGUUAGCCCUUCGGGAAGGAGCACAAGACUCCUCUGAGUCCGGGCACAAAAGCACAAGACCCCUCCGAUACUGGGCACAAGGGGUGUCACGCAGACUUCGCAAUUCUGCCCGCGCGACGUUGCUGACGACGAGAGGAAGGCGGAGGUUGGACCCAGUUGGUGGCCGGGACAGAAUCGGUGGAACGAUGUGCGAGCAUCAUGAAGUCAUUCGUCCUACAAUUAGUCUUACUCAUUCAGAGGUGUUUCAGAGAUCAUUUCAGAUAUUGUAUGUUCUUUGAUUCCGGAACUCCUGAGAACUCUUCCCCAAUGUAUGCUGGGGGCUUUAGUGAAAUUAUACGGGUGAUUUAUUCUCUGCAGAUUGGUGGGAAAUAUAGAAGGGAUUUCAGACCCAAAUUUUCUGCAUGAGUAAUGUUCGCACGUGAUCUAUGAAGCGGAAUUUUGCUGUAAUGAGAUACUGCGAAGGUGAUUAAGAUGGGCACAAUACUUUCAACCCUAGCUAAGGAAUUGUUGAGUACGAGGGUUUUAGAGAUGAUUUUCUGAGGAUUCAGAUAGUCUAUCGAUGCAGAUGGGGACUAUGUUGUGGCCAGCUCAUCUUUGUUGACCUACCGAAGAGGUGGCGUCCCGGUGGAGCGCUAUGCUAUCCAGAUUGCUCCCAAACGCACUGCAUGCUGGGCUCAAGCAGUAUGAAAUCGACUCAGAUUGCAGCGCGGAAACCUCUAAUGAGAGGUCAUGGCGUUUUUAUGAUUUUUAUGACAGAAGGUUUGGCUUACGGCGAUGGAAACAAGUACUUCAAAAUUACCAUGUUGGGGCAAUGACCAGCAUCGUUUACAACGAUGGUUUUGCCUCCACAGGAAAGGAACUAGACGGCCCUACAUCUGUAAGUGGGGGGGAGGUUUGGAGGUUAUGCAAGGCAGGGCGUUUGAGGGAAGCUAUUCAAUUGCUUGGAAUAAUAAAGCAACGUGGCUUACUAGUGAAUUCAAACACCUAUGGAUGUGUCAUUGAGCAUUGUGCCAAAGCAAGGCGUUUUGAAGACGGAAAGAUGGUUCACAAGCAGUUGGAUGAGCUUGGCGUAGAAAUUGAUAUUUACCUUGGUAAUAGUCUCAUAAAUUUUUACAGUAAAUUUGAGGAUGUCGCCAGUGCAGAGCAGGUCUUCAGGAGGAUGACACUGCGAGACGUGGUUACUUGGAGUUCUAUGAUAGCUGCUUACGCUGGUAAUAAUCACCCAGCUAAGGCUUUUGACACGUUUGAACGCAUGACAGAUGCCAACAUCGAGCCCAACAGGAUUACGUUUUUAAGUAUCCUUAAAGCUUGUAAUAACUAUUCGAUUCUGGAGAAGGGUAGGAAAAUUCAUACCAUUGUAAAGGCCAUGGGGAUGGAAACUGACGUCGCAGUGGCAACUGCACUAAUCACUAUGUAUUCCAAGUGUGGAGAAAUCUCCGUCGCGUGCGAAGUUUUUCAUAAGAUGACGGAACGUAACGUGGUCUCAUGGACGGCAAUUAUACAAGCGAAUGCGCAGCAUCGCAAGUUAAAUGAGGCAUUUGAGCUGUAUGAGCAGAUGUUACAGGCUGGGAUCUCACCGAAUGCUGUCACGUUUGUAAGUUUGCUCAAUUCGUGUAACACACCCGAGGCUUUAAAUCGGGGAAGAAGGAUCCAUUCUCAUAUCAGCGAAAGAGGUUUGGAGACGGACAUGAUUGUGGCAAAUGCGUUGAUCACCAUGUAUUGCAAGUGUAACAGUGUCCAGGAAGCUCGGGAAAUUUUUGAUCGGAUGAGCAAACGAGAUGUUAUUUCAUGGAGUGCCAUGAUUGCUGGAUAUGCACAAAGUGGUUACAAAGAUAAGGAGUCUAUUGACGAGGUCUUCCAGCUUCUUGAACGCAUGCGACGAGAAGGUGUAUUUCCUAAUAAAGUAACGUUUAUGAGUAUUUUAAGAGCUUGCACUGCACACGGAGCUCUUGAACAGGGUCGUCAAAUUCACGCAGAAUUAUCGAAAGUGGGCUUCGAGUUGGAUAGGUCUUUGCAGACUGCAAUUUUCAACAUGUACGCCAAAUGUGGCAGUAUUUAUGAGGCAGAGCAGGUUUUCAGCAAGAUGGCAAAUAAGAACGUAGUUGCCUGGACCUCAUUUCUGAGCAUGUAUAUCAAGUGUGGAGAUCUUUCUUCGGCAGAAAAAGUGUUUAGUGAAAUGCCGACCCGGAACGUAGUAUCUUGGAACUUAAUGAUAGCUGGAUAUGCUCAAAAUGGAGACAUUGUCAAGGUUUUUGAGCUUCUUUCUAGCAUGAAAGCAGAAGGGUUUCAACCAGACAGAGUAACUGUAAUCACGAUACUUGAAGCUUGUGGGGCACUCGCGGGGUUGGAGAGAGGGAAGCUGGUCCAUGCUGAGGCCGUGAAGCUGGGGCUUGAAUCUGAUACCGUUGUUGCUACAUCUCUCAUAGGAAUGUAUUCCAAGUGUGGUCAAGUCGCUGAAGCUCGAACUGUGUUUGACAAGAUGUCAAACCGCGAUACAGUUGCUUGGAAUGCCAUGCUCGCUGGGUAUGGUCAACACGGGGACGGUCUAGAAGCAGUGGACCUUUUUAAACGCAUGCUCAAAGAACGUGUCUCUCCGAAUGAAAUCACUCUCACAGCUGUAAUUUCCGCUUGUAGUCGUGCAGGUCUUGUGCAGGAGGGCCGCGAAAUAUUUCGCAUGAUGCAAGAGGACUUUAAAAUGACGCCAAGGAAACAACAUUACGGUUGCAUGGUUGAUCUUCUUGGCCGAGCUGGAAGAUUGCAAGAAGCAGAGGAGUUCAUUCAAAGCAUGCCUUGCGAACCAGACAUUUCAGUUUGGCAUGCUCUACUUGGUGCGUGCAAGUCCCAUAACAAUGUGCAGCUUGCCGAGCGGGCAGCCCAUCACAUUCUUGAAUUGGAGCCAUCUUACGCCAGCGUGUACAUAACUCUUUCCAAUAUUUAUGCGCAAGCUGGACGAUGGGAUGACUCCACAAAGGUGAGGAGAGUGAUGGACGACAGAGGCUUGAAGAAAGACCGUGGCGAAAGCUCAAUAGAAAUCGAUGGUAGAAUACACACUUUUGUGGCUGAGGAUUGCGCGCACCCGGAAAUAGAUGCUAUUCAUGCUGAGCUUGAGACGCUCACAAAGGAAAUGAAGGAGGCUGGAUACACGCCAGACAUGAGGUUUGUCUUGCAUGAUGUGGAUGAUGUGCAGAAAGAGAAGGCCUUGUGUCACCACAGUGAGAAGCUGGCCAUUGCAUAUGGCUUACUCAAAACACCUUCUGGGACCCCUAUUCGUAUCAUGAAGAAUCUUCGUGUCUGCGGUGAUUGUCACACAGCAACCAAGUUCAUCUCUAAGAUUAGGAAGCGGGAAAUCGUCGCCAGAGAUGCUAACCGGUUUCAUUAUUUCAACAAUGGAACAUGCUCUUGUGGGGAUUUUUGGUAACAGAAGCUAUUCUUUUAACUCUUUCAAGCAUUUUCAGAGAGUCUCUUGCCGUUUUCUCCAAGGAUACGGGCUUCUUGCCCUGUUAGUGCUGUUUAUGCAGAUCUUACAUUGGCGUGAUGCAUAUUUGCUCUUUCUUUACAGUGAAAUGCAGUUGGAUAUUGCAAGGAGCAUAGUGUGAUAAUGACCUGUAAAUGUGGAAGUAGUAGCUUCCACGUAUGAAAUACCAAAAUUAUCCAGAUAAAAUGUAGCAUAAACGUACAGCAUACCAUCAGAGUCAAUUUGAUUGUUUAGAUCAUUUAUGC
This is a messenger RNA of Physcomitrium patens, 3757 nucleotides long. NCBI's taxonomy places the organism in Eukaryota, Viridiplantae, Streptophyta, Bryopsida, Funariales, Funariaceae. The record is from RefSeq and is a predicted model, not a curated record.